Phyllopteryx taeniolatus (common seadragon) is the source of this 1402-nucleotide messenger RNA. RefSeq names its product aldolase b, fructose-bisphosphate (gene aldob). Lineage: Eukaryota; Metazoa; Chordata; Actinopteri; Syngnathiformes; Syngnathidae. The record is from RefSeq and is a predicted model, not a curated record. Gene Ontology annotation, cellular component: cytosol. Gene Ontology annotation, molecular function: fructose-1-phosphate aldolase activity; fructose-bisphosphate aldolase activity. The transcript has 9 exons. The coding region runs from base 156 to 1250 and encodes 364 amino acids. Gene Ontology annotation, biological process: fructose 1,6-bisphosphate metabolic process; glycolytic process.
GUCCGCCUUGGGCCAAUUGCAUUUCCGGGGUGACGGCACGCCUCGCCACAUCACAAGUCGGAGCGCCUCCUUCUCUCGCUUAAAUACGCGUUUGGGCGCCCCCCUCGCCCUCCGUUGUCAGUGUGACACCACGCCACAUCGGUCCUCCUGUCAAAAUGGCUCAGCAAUUCCCAUCCCUCUCUCCGGAGCAGAAGAAGGAGCUCUCGGAAAUCGCCCAGAAGAUUGUGGCCCCGGGGAAGGGAAUACUGGCGGCAGAUGAGUCUACUGGCACCAUGGGAAAGCGUCUCCAGAAGAUCAACGUGGAGAACACAGAGGAAAACCGUCGCUGCUUCCGCGACCUCCUCUUCACAUCUGCCGAUCCCGUCCCUGACGCCAUAGGAGGGGUCAUUCUGUUCCAUGAGACGCUUUACCAGAAGUCAGACAGCGGAAAGCCCUUCCCCCAAGUCAUCAAAGACAGGGGCAUUGUUGUGGGCAUCAAGGUAGACAAGGGCACCGCUGGCCUGAACGGAACAGAUGGAGAGACAACCACACAAGGUCUCGAUGGCCUCUCGGAGCGCUGUGCCCAGUACAAGAAGGACGGCUGUGACUUUGCCAAGUGGAGGUGUGUGCUUAAGAUCUCAGACAGUUGCCCCACUCCUCUUGCCAUCGCAGAGAAUGCCAACGUACUGGCCAGAUAUGCCAGCAUCUGUCAACAGAAUGGACUGGUGCCUAUUGUGGAGCCAGAGAUUCUUCCUGAUGGAGCCCAUGACCUGCAGAGAUGCCAGUAUGUCACAGAGAAGGUUCUAGCUGCUGUGUACAAGGCUCUGUCUGAUCACCAUGUGUAUCUGGAGGGAACGCUGCUGAAGCCCAACAUGGUCACCGCUGGACACUCCUGCACCAAGAAGUUCACCCCUCAGGAGGUCGCCAUGGCUACCGUGACGGCUCUGAGGCGCACCGUGCCAGCAGCCGUGCCGGGCAUCUGCUUCCUGUCUGGGGGCCAGAGUGAGGAAGAGGCCUCGCUCAACCUGAACGCUAUCAACCAGGUGGUGCUCAAUCGCCCCUGGAAGCUCACCUUCUCCUAUGGCCGUGCGCUGCAGGCGUCCACUCUUGCAGCCUGGCAGGGCAAAGCUGCCAACAAGGCUGCUGCACAGGAGGUUUUCUGCAAAAGGGCCAAGAUCAACGGUCUGGCUGCUAAAGGAGAGUACAAGGCCACAGGCUCGGCAAACCAGGCCUCCAUGCAGUCUCUGCACACCACCAACUACAUCUAUUAAAUGCUUUGACCUCAAGUGAUGACUCACUUGGACCAAAUACGGACAACCUGUAAUGUCUCUGAUGGAAGUACAUCAUCGAGGGGGAAGAUUGUCUUUAUCUCGACGAACUGCUGUUUGCCUCUUUAAAGGAAUAAAUUAAGUGACCAAAUGUG